AUGGCAGGAGAACACAGAAACCCCGCCGGCUUGGACCUCCAGCUGGACGCCGAUCUGGAGGAUGGGGUGAAGAUUGAGGUGCAGGAAGCAGCAGAACCCGAGAAGGAGGUGGUGGAAAGGCCUCUGGGGAUCCCCUCGGAGAGGGUCAAGGAAUCCCUGGAAAGCGUAAUGGCGGAAGCCAUUAAGCGGGAGCCAGAGGCCGACCCAGAAGACUGUUGCUUGGAAGUGGAAGAAGAGAAAUUUAUCAUGGGCAAACAGUCCACAACUUCCGAGCCGGGGAAUGAGCAGCUGCUGAGGGCAGAAGGAAGUGGCCAUUCAGAGGCCGAGCUCUCUUCCCUGGAAGAAACCUCCGACCUCGGGCCGCGUCGGCGGCGGAACAGGGUGACCCAGCCCCUCUUGCACCUUGGCGAAGGCGCCCAGCAGUUGGUCAACAGCGCCUCUGGGAAAGACAAAACGGAGUUCAUAGAGGUGGGGGAGGAAGGCCUGGAGGUGACCGGCGCCAGCCUGGACAUUGAGCGCCAGUGUUUCCGUCAGUUCUGCUACCAGGAUGCCGAGGGGCCCCGCGAGGUCUGCGGCAUGCUCUGGAAGCUUUGCCAUCGUUGGUUGCAACCGGAGCGGCGCUCCAAGAGUCAGAUCCUGGAGCUGGUGAUCCUGGAGCAGUUCCUGUCCAUCUUGCCCGAAGAAAUGCAGAAUUGGGUCCGAGCCAGGCAUCCGGAGACUUGCUUUCAAGCCGUUAGCCUGGCGGAGGACUUCCUGGGGCGUCAGCAUGGGACAGAGCGGCGGGAACGGCAGGGUCUGUGGCCCUUCAAAGAGGCAACUGUGGAUUUCCAUGGGUCUGCGGGGCCACCGAUGGAGUCGAGCGAAUGGCCGAUGUUCAGGGAGAACAAAGAAGAGGAUGUCCCUUUACUGGCUUCGGUGGAGAACCCGUACACCUGUUGGGACUGCGGAGAGAGCUUUUCGGGGAUAGACGUGCUGGUGGCCCACCAGAGCAUCCACACAGGAGAGAAACCCUUCAUUUGCUCCAAAUGCGGGCAGAGCUUCAGCCAGCGUUCGCAACUGACCGCCCACGAAAAAAGCCACGUGCCAAAGAAGGCUUUCCCUUGUCCGGACUGCGAACAAAGCUUUAGCAAGAAAAGUGGGCUCUUGGCUCAUCAGAGGACACAUACGGGAGAGAAGCCGUAUCACUGCGUAGACUGCGGGCAGAGUUUCGCCCACAAGUUCGACGUGAUCCGGCACCAGCGUAUCCACACGGGAGAGAAACCGCACGAGUGCCCCGUCUGUGGGAAGAGCUUCCGCAACACCUCCGCGUACCACGUCCACAUGAGGAUCCACACAGAAGAGAAGCCCUACCCCUGCUCGGUUUGCGGGAAGAGCUUCCGGCACCGGGCCAACGUCAUUGUCCACGAGAGGAUCCACACGGGAGAAAAGCCGUACGUCUGCGUGGAAUGUGGGAAGAGCUUUGGCGAUGCGUCUUCUCUUCGGAAGCACAGGAGAUCCCACACCGGAGAGAGGCCGUACCACUGCGCGGAGUGCGGGAAGAGUUUUUCUCAGAACGCCGGGCUGGUUCAGCACGAGAAAAUCCACACGGGAGAAAAACCCUAUCAGUGCCCCGAAUGUCCCAAAAGCUUUGUGUGGCCCUCCGAACUGAUCGAACACCGGCGGUCGCACACGGGUGAGCGGCCCUAUUCCUGCGUGCACUGCGGCAAGAGCUUCAGCCGCAAGUCCUACAUUAUAAAGCACGAGCGGAUCCACACGGGCGAGAAGCCCUACAUUUGCGCCCACUGCGGCAAGGGCUUCGUUUCUAAAUCAGACCUCAUCAAGCACGAACGGACCCACACGGGCGAGAAACCUUACCUCUGCUCCGACUGCGGGCGCAGCUUCAGCAGGAAGCAGUUCCUGGUGAGCCAUCGGAGGACACACACCGGGGAGAAGCCGUACAAGUGCACCGAGUGCGGCAAGAGCUUCAGCCAGCGGACGUGUCUGGUCAUCCACGAGAGAGCCCAUACCGGCGAGAAACCGUUCCAGUGCCCGGUGUGCGGGAAGAGCUUUGGGAGAAGGGAUAUUCUCGUGACACACCAGAAACUCCACGCCCGAGGAAAGGCUUUGCGGUGCUCCGAGUGGCCGUGA
Protobothrops mucrosquamatus (brown spotted pit viper) is the source of this 2127-nucleotide messenger RNA. RefSeq names its product zinc finger protein 345-like. NCBI's taxonomy places the organism in Eukaryota, Metazoa, Chordata, Lepidosauria, Squamata, Viperidae. The record is from RefSeq and is a predicted model, not a curated record. Gene Ontology annotation, biological process: negative regulation of transcription by RNA polymerase II. Bases 1 to 2127 code for a protein of 708 amino acids. Gene Ontology annotation, molecular function: DNA-binding transcription repressor activity, RNA polymerase II-specific. The transcript is spliced from 4 exons.